Centruroides sculpturatus (bark scorpion) is the source of this 6902-nucleotide messenger RNA. RefSeq lists its product as uncharacterized. The coding region runs from base 297 to 6218 and encodes 1973 amino acids. The record is from RefSeq and is a predicted model, not a curated record. The transcript is spliced from 18 exons. Lineage: Eukaryota; Metazoa; Arthropoda; Arachnida; Scorpiones; Buthidae. Gene Ontology annotation, biological process: regulation of transcription by RNA polymerase II. Gene Ontology annotation, cellular component: nucleus. Gene Ontology annotation, molecular function: RNA polymerase II cis-regulatory region sequence-specific DNA binding; zinc ion binding; DNA-binding transcription factor activity, RNA polymerase II-specific.
UGCAAAAAAUUAUAUAAAUUUCUUAUUUCUGAUGGUAGAAAACUAACAAUGAACCACCGAAGAAAGUUCGACCAAAGGUAAUAAAUUGUGGAAAAUGUGAAGCAUGUUUAAGAGAAAGUGAUUGUGGAGAAUGUAGUCAUUGUCGAGAUAAACCUCGUUUUGGUGGUCCAAACAGAAUAAAGAAGAAAUGUCGACUGAAAAUUUGUAUUAAAAAUUUGAAAACACGAAAAACUCCACUAUCAUCAUCACCAUCAACACCUGUGACGACAUCAUCUACUCCAUUAUCAGCCAUUACCAUGCAAACUCCUUCACCUCUAUCAUUACAUAUAGAUGAUGAUGAUUUACUCUCUGAUCAAGCAAAAAAGAAAGGUUUUGGAUGUGGAGAGUGUCCAGGAUGUUUAAGAAUUGAAGAUUGUGGAGAAUGCCAGACCUGUUUGGAUGAAAAACAUGCCAGACCUAAUAGUCCUAAAAAGAAAUGUCUUCUUAAGGAAUGUGAAAUGAUUUCUGGUGAAAGAGUUUAUCAAGUUGAAAAAGUUUUAGGAAAGAGAUUUCAGAACGGUCGUUUGGAAUAUUUACUUAAAUGGAAAGGUUAUCCUAAUUCUGAAAAUUGUUGGGAACCAGAAGAAAAUAUUUUAAGUCGUGAUCUAAUUGAAGAAUUUGAAAGAUCUAAUCAAAUGGAGAAUGAGGAUUCUGUGACUGAAAAAGCAAUUCAAUUACCUGAAAAGCGUCAAUGGGAAGAUGAUUCUGAUCAAGAGGCAAAAAAAAUUAGACUUGAUGAUGAAGCUGUUUUAUCAGAAACAGAUUUGGAAGAGUUGCAGGAAUUUGGUUCCAAUAAAGAUCCUCUGCUGGAAGCAUUGGGACUUCAAAAACAGAGUGAUUCCGAAACACCUACAUCUCCUAUGUCAGAGACGAGGAAAAAGCGAACAAGCAAACAAGCAGCAAUGAAUUUAAUAAAAAGUGUUUGUGGUAAGAAAAAACGAGUUGUUGUCGAAAGCCCAAAACAAAAGUUAUGGGAAGUUAUGGAUGAUGAAUCCUCAUUUAUAGAUCAUACUAAAGCUCAAGAUGUAGAUGACGAUAGUCCCGAGUUGACAACAUCAGUAUUAUACAUACCAAAACCCGACGAACCAGGAAAAUAUAUUCUAGUCAUGGGAGAACAGAAACAACUUGACAUGUUGGAAAAAGCAAAUUUAAAUCCAAAAGUAAUUUUAGGGCCAAAAUCAAAAGAAGUAGAAGAGGCUGAAAAUGACUUGAAUGUUUCUACAAAAGUUUCUUCUGACAAAGAAAAUAGUUCAUUGAAUGAAUCGAAAAACUUAGAAGAUAAAUAUGAUGAAUAUGAUUUCAGCCUAGAGGAUGAAUUACCUCUAAAGAAACCAUUACAUGAAAAAAGUGAACAACCUACUACUGAAACUAAAAAGAAAAGCAAAUCAUCUAAACAAGAUAAAGACAGUAAUUCUUCAGUUGGAAAAUCACCAUCAAGUAAACGUAAAAACAAACAAUGCAAGGAAGAAAGUCUUGCAAUUCUUCAAAUGAUGAGUGAUAUAUCUGAGGCUAGAGCCAAUACUCGAAAUAUCUCUAUUGAUGAAACUGAAGUUCUUAAACCAAAUAAAGGAACAAGUGGAAACAGUAUAGUAGAGCAGUCUUCUGAAUCACCUGUUUCCACAUCUAAUAAUAACGAUUUACUUUCGACUGCUCUUACUAUAAAAAGAGGACCUGGAAGACCACCAAAAGUUCCCAGACCAUAUUUAAUUCCUCUGACUGGUAACCCACCAUUACUUCAAGUUGUUAAUGAUAAAUUAGUUCCAGUGAAAAGAGGACGUGGUCGACCUCGUAAAAGUGAAUCACAGCUUUUAUUAAAGGAUAAAGGAUCCAAAGUAGAAAGAAUUGUAACAUUAGUAGAUAAAGAUGGUAUACCCGUUUCUAAAAUUAUCUCAAAUGAUGAUGAUAAAAUUCUUUCUGGUCGUGCAUCACCAGUAAAAGAAAUGGCUAUUGAUAUACUUGUUGACACCACAGGAAAUUUAACAAAAGGAAAGCCACGAAAAAAUGUUGACGAUGAUAGCAUGUAUGAUGAGGAACCAGACAGUGAUGGUCAGAGUGGAUCUAAAUCUGACACAGCUUCUCUAGAAGGUAGUUCAGAAAAGUUUUCUAGUAGAAAGAAAGUGAAAUCUCCAACUCUGAUUCGUAAACAAGAAACUAAUCUUUCUAAAAUAAAGAAAAAUAGGGUUUUUGUAGUCAUGCCUGAUGGAACUAUGGUAGAAGUUAGUGGAAGUGAUCGCCAAAAAGCAAUUGCUCGUGCAACAGCCAAAGUUGAAGCAAUAAAUAAAGGAGAAAAAUCUAAAGAGACAUCCAAGAAAAAGGCUGAUACUCGUCCUUUAUUGGAAGAAUGUACUUUAGAUAUUGAUGAUUCCGGAACACUAAAAUUACCAAACACUAUACAACUAGUUGAAAGUGAAUUGCCUUUGGGUGAAGCAGAAAAUGCUGAAAAAUUAAUUGGAAUGUAUCUGUUUCGUCAAGUGUAUUCGCCCAACGAUCCAACUUUGCAGUGUUUGUUUUGCCGGGGAAAAUAUACACUUCGUUUUCCUGUUGAUUUGGAAAAGCAUUAUCAUGUCGUUCAUGAAUUGGCUGUACAGAGUUGGAAAGCGGAAUUUAGUGAAAAUAUUGUGUUUGUUUGUGUACCGUCAGACGUAACAGAAGAUACAACUUUAAAUUCUGCUUGCCGAUUCUGUGAAGUCACUCUUAAGACAUUGUGCGAAGUUCGAGAGCAUUAUCCUUCUUCUCACGAAAAGAUUGUGAGACUUGUACCCGAGUCAGCAGUCACUGAAUUAGGGAAUUCUUUUUAUUGUAGUAUAUGUUCCUGUGCAUCGGAAGAUUUUGUCACUCAUCAUAAACAUAUGAAAAGUGUUCAUCGAAUGCAGACAUAUGUUUGUCGUUACUGUAAUUAUUGUACUUCCCGUCCAAGUCGUCUUCGAACUCAUGUUAAACAGCGUCAUUUACAAGAACAACCAGGUCCUCACUUGCAAUGCUCAGUUUGUUCUGUUUAUGUUCAUGGGAAAGAAAGACUGAAUAAACACAUACUGUUAUCACAUGCAGUUCAGACAGGUCCACAGAUCUGGUCAUGUGCUAAAUGUCUUCAACCUUGUGGAGAUGCUAGAGAUUUGAUGGGUCACAUAUCUAACUGUCCUCUUAUUAAUUGUGAACAGUCUCCUCAAGAGAAAGAGACUGCUGUUACAAACUCAAAGUCAACAUUAUUUUACAAGUGUAACAAUUGUUCAUUAACAUUUUCUUCAGAAGAAGAUAUUAAGAAACAUAUGGCUGAUGGUAUUCAUGCUCCACCAGAAGAAAUAAUAGGACAGUUACCUCAAGUAGAAAAUGGUGAAAGUUCUGAUGAUAAUAUAUGUUUCAUAUGCUGCAUGAGAUUUACUAGUCGUAAUCAAUGCAACCAUCAUCAGCAUCAUGUGCAUAUGAGAUGGGUAGACAAGAAAACCAUUGACUAUUCAGAGGAAGAAGGCUUUCCUGCUCAAAAUGAAGAUGAUUUAAUGGAUAAUCCUUCAAACGAAAAUGCUGCAGUAAUCACUCAAGAAAUUUUAUCUCAAGAAAUAAAUAAAAAUGAAUCUCAAGAGUUAGACACAUUAAAAGAAAAUAAUUCACAAGCUUUGUCUUUAGAAGGCAUUGAAGCAGACAGUCUUUUACAACAAGUAAAUGAAGAUAGUCAACAACUUCCGAAUGCUGUAGAAAAUAAUAAAGAUGACAUGAAUAAAAGUUCAAUUGCAAAUGACAGCAUUAUACAAAAUAAUAAAAGCAUUGUUGAAGAAGAAGAUAAAGAAAAGAAAAAUUUGUCAGAAAGUACAAAAUUGAGCCAAGAUGAUGCAAAGGAUCAAAAUGCGAGUAUUAAAGAAGUGCGCAUGUGUGAUCUUCCUACCGAUAAUCAGUUGGCAGAAUUGGGAUUUCCUGCAAAAAUUGGACAUUAUUGCCAUCUGUGUGAUGCUGUAAUUAAAAGCUAUGCUCUGUAUUAUUUGCACAUGCAUAAUUUACAUGAUUUGGAAAAGAGAUUUCAGUGCAUUAUUAGUGCGUGUGGUCGCACAUUUCGAAACACAGCAGCUUUUCAACGUCAUGCUAUGCAACACAAUCAAAAAUCUGAAAGCUUCUGUAGUAUGUGUGAUAUGGUGUUUGGAGACAAUGAAGUUCUUCAAGAACAUUUACUAAGUCCUGAACAUGCUAAUAAAUAUAUGAAAGUACAGGAAAAAUAUAACCGGACGGAACCUCGAAAUUACCGAUGCAAAGUCUGUCACAGUUGGUUUGGUCUGUUCGCAACAUUUGUCAAACAUAUGGAGACUGAAAGUCAUCAAUAUCAGUGUCAACAUUGUGGACUUUUAUUUGUCCAACCAGGACCGAGACGAAAUCAUAUUCAGAGUAUACAUCCAGAGUUAGCAAAUGUCUGUGAGAUAUGCGGUUCAAAAAUGCAGAGUUCUCAAGCUCUUUGGAGCCAUUUAUCCUCACAUAGUAUUGUGCAUGAGUGCCAGAAAUGUCAUAGACGAUUUUUACAGAGAGAACAACUGAUGGCUCAUAUGGAAGUUCAUGCUCCACCAACUCCUUGUCCUUGGGAGGGAUGCAAUCGAAAACUUGCAACAAAAGUUGGAUUAUACAAUCAUUUAAGGAUGCAUCGUGGAGAUACAGAUUACAAAUGUAGCAUUUGUACUAGAGGAUUUUUCAAGAAAAAGUCAUUAGAAUCUCAUAUGAAGACACAUGAUGAAAAUCGUGAUGGGAAAUCACUAAUUAUAGGAAUGAGAAAUCAAAGUAGUGCUACUGAAUGUCAGCAACAAGCCCAGUUACUUCAAGAUGAUAGUGAACAACUGACAGCUAAUGUUGAAUUAGUUCAGCUUAUCUGUGCAGGGUGUUUGAAUGGAUUUGAUUCAGAAGACCAGUUUGCAGCUCACAUUUGUACUGGUCAAGCCGAUGUUCAGGAUCAAACUCAGACAAUUGUAACAUCUGGAACUGAUUUAAUGGAUCAGCACCAUCAGCAGAUAAUAGUCCAGACAACACCAGGAAUAAGUACUGCUGAAGAAAUUAGUAUUGCAGCUGCGCAACUUGUUACGGCUGCUCAAGAACUUUCUGGAACAGCCACAGUAACAUUCAGUUCUCACGAAGAUAUUACUGAUCAGCUUGCGAGAGCUGUGGCGGAAGCAACACAUCCUGGUAGCCAAGUGACUGUAACUAUUGGAAACUCUGGCAUGGGUGUAAACACAGCAUUAAAUGUUAAUUCCCUCACUUCUCAAUCAAAUAAUGUGCAAUUUACAUCGGAAGUUAGUGAUAAUAUCUUUAUGCAGGAAAAUGUUGUUGAAGAAAAUCAGUUACAAGAAGAACCUACAAACAUUACAGAAUCGUCAGAACCACAACCUGGUGGGUUUCCUUCUAAUUCAAACCCACCUUUAAAUACCAAUUUAACUGAGGAGACCCAAAGUGUAGUUCCAGUCCCAAUGGAAACAGACGAAAACAUACUCAGUUCUAGUGGUGUAAAUAAUACUUUAGAUACUGAUCAGAACAUAGCAUUUCAGCAAGAACUCCAGACACAAGAAGAAGGUACAACAUAUGCAGUAACAGAUCAGUCAGAGACACAGAAUGUUGAACAUAUUCCUGAAGAAUCGAGUGAAGAGAUUUGUGGUAAUAACUCUCUACCAAUGGUUCAACAAGAUCAAACAAUGGAAGAAGAGAAUCCCAUCGGAAUGGAAAUAGAGGAUUCUGAAAAUCAAGUUGCAGACAUUGUAAUGAUGGUACCAGAUGAUCAAGGAGGAGACUCCCAACAAAUUCCCGUAGAAUUAUCUGGUGAUCAGUCUUAUGGUACAGCAGUACUAAAUGUUCCAACAUCUGAUGGAACUCAAAGAGUUUUAUUGAUACCCAUCAGUUCUACUGAAGGUGGUAAUACUGUUUUAACUUUACCCAGUGGCAUCACUAUUGGUUCCGAUGAUUCUGACAGUGGUAAUAUGACUGUGGCUUUAAAUGCACAGAACACAAGUGAAACUGUUGGAGAUUCAGAACAAACUUUUCUUACCCUAAUGCCAGAGACCGGUGUUGAUGAAAUUUUGGAAAACAAUGCAGACAGUGAACAUUUACAGGAUAGUUCGAUCAUAACUGGGAAUUUAGUGGAAGAUGAGGUGACGACGCACAAUCUUGUUCUUAGUCAGGAUCCAAAUGUUGCAACCACAAUAACAGAUUCUGGUCCGUGAUUAUUUUAAUCAUUACAGUUUACCAAUUUGUAAUGUUAUCAUCCGUGACAUGUUUUCAUAGAAUGACAAUUUGACAUUUCAUCUCAUUUUUGCACUCUGAAAUCAGAAUAAAAAACAAAAAACUGUGAUUUCACUUUCCCACAGAUGUUAUAUAUUUGUGUUUAAAUACUUAUAUCCUCCAAUAUUACAGUAGUUAUAAAAAAUGUUUUUAUAAUACCCUUUGGUUGAAAUAAUGGAGUUUGACCAUAAAAAUUAAUUUUUAAUGCCAGUGUUAAUAUUUUAUAGUAAAAUAUCAUAUUCAACAAUAAAAAUUAAUCAUUAUAUCAAAACAAAAAUAGAUAAAUCUCUCUCUCUCUCUCUCUCUUGAUGUACAAAGACUUCUGUUCUUCUGUGAUUGUAUCGAAUAACUGUAUUUCAGGACCAAAAAUGUAUCUGUCAACAUCGACCAUAGAACUUCAUUUUAAGUUUACUUUGAAGUAUUUUUAAGUCCCAUUACAUUCAUACAAUUGCUAGAUAAUCUGCAAUAUCUGGUUAAACAUUAGUGUAACAUACUAAUGAUUUGGUGUUGAUCCAUAAUUCCAGAAGAAAUUUUUACUGUUGACACCCGCACCUCCAGUCUGAUUUCUGAUACACUCCAAAAAGAUAUACAUCAUCAGGUAACAAAGCGCUUUUAUCCAGCAGGGG